AUGCCGUCUGGUUCGCCUGCACCUCAGAUCUUGUCCCCGAAACCAGCACAGACACCGACACCACCGACGCCAUCAGGUCCCCCGACGCCGUCGGGGCCUCCAUUCCCGCAGGCGACGCCGGGCGUGCCAAGUGGCGGCGUUGGCCCUACGAACGGGAACCACUUUGUACCGAUUGCUGCAACCCCAACCGCACAGACACCGGCAGGCGGCGCUAUGGGCCCACCUUCGAAACCACCGACAAAGGAAUACCAGUACGACGUCGACGACUCGCUGGCCGGCACCGGUAUCGAUCUCCGACAAGAAGAGCAGUUUCAGGCCGACUAUUUUGCGGGCACGUUCCGGCCCGAGGCACGGACGGGGUUCCCUGCAAAUACACCGGGACCGCGAGGCUCGUUUUAUGGCUCUCUGUCUGCAAACCAGCCGGCCGAGACGGUUGACGAAGCAAAUCAGCGGAUAUUUGAGGUGGAAGCUGCAAAGCACGCAUGGACCGACGCAGCGCGGGCUUUGGCGUCGUCGCGGAGCAAUGCGCUGCAGAACCGGUUCCUUGAUUUCGGCGCUGUGUUCUUGCGGGCCGAGAAGAUUGCCAACGAGUACGGCAUUGGUGUGGUUAUGGAUCCCAAAGUGCCACCGGUGACGACCGGACGGGCGCGGCAGGAGGCCGAGUUUCCCAAGCCAUAUGUGACGGUCAAUACCAAAAAGGGGCCGGACGGCGUGUCGCUUAUCUCGACAACGGCGGCGUUUAUUCCGGAGGAUACGUUCCUUGCAGACCAGCUGGCGCUGCUGUCUCUUGCCGCCAAGCACCGGAUUCGGGAGCUGCUGGAGGAUGCGAACAAGGUGGCAGAAACGCGCCAGACCACGUCCCACGGCGUUGUUCCGGACGAGUGGCUGGAGGCCGCGGCACCUCUUCCGUCGGCUACCGCUGCGGCAGAAGCCGCAGUCGCCUCCAAGGAUGGCGACGCGAUCAUGACUGACGCGGACAAGAGCUCCUUGAAGCGCACUCUCGAAGUGGACGACAAGACGGACCUGGGCGGUGUCGCGAAAAAGAUUGCCGCUGGCAAUACCCUCAUCCAGAGUUUGCGCAUCGUUAGCAAGGCCGAGCGUAGCUUCGAGGAGCAGCGGCUGCUUAAACGUCAGAAGCGCGAGGGUAAGAAAACCGACUCGGCCGCGCCAUCUACGCCGACCGCGAACCGCACAGCCACGCCUGGAACGCCAGGGUCUGUUGCUCCGGAGCCCGACAAAGCGCCGACGAAGAAGGAGCUUAAGAAGAACGCAGCUGCCAAGGUCGCCGAGCAAAACGACACACUCAGUGCCAACCGCACAAGUAUGGCCUUCUUGGGCGGCCGCAAGAAGCAGUACUCGUGGCUGUCCGGCGGUGCUGGCGCAUCACCCAAGCGUGGUCUAGGCGGCGGCGGCGGCGGCGGCGGCGGCGCAGGAGGUGCAGGGGGCUCUAGCGGCGCUGGAGGCAGCGGUGCCAACACGCCUGGCCGGAAGUCUAGUGAGCCCACUAUGUUGACUGCGGAAGCGAGAACAAAAUGGGGCUCGUGGCGCGAGGACGGCAUCAAGGGCAAAGACAUCCAACUGCGCGACUUGGUGGUCGUCCUCGAGGCGGAUGGCCGGGAGGUGGCGGCACUGCAGACGGCAUACGACAAGCUGGACGGCUUUCCUCUGCCGCCGCCGAAGCCAGCACCAUGA
Messenger RNA from Sporothrix brasiliensis 5110, 1692 nucleotides. RefSeq lists its product as uncharacterized. The record is from RefSeq and is a predicted model, not a curated record. The transcript has 2 exons. Gene Ontology annotation, biological process: DNA-templated transcription initiation. Gene Ontology annotation, cellular component: transcription factor TFIID complex. NCBI's taxonomy places the organism in Eukaryota, Fungi, Ascomycota, Sordariomycetes, Ophiostomatales, Ophiostomataceae. The coding region runs from base 1 to 1692 and encodes 563 amino acids.